Panicum hallii is the source of this 467-nucleotide messenger RNA. Its product is annotated as signal recognition particle 19 kDa protein-like. Lineage: Eukaryota; Viridiplantae; Streptophyta; Magnoliopsida; Poales; Poaceae. The transcript has 4 exons. Gene Ontology annotation, biological process: SRP-dependent cotranslational protein targeting to membrane, signal sequence recognition; SRP-dependent cotranslational protein targeting to membrane. Gene Ontology annotation, molecular function: 7S RNA binding. The record is from RefSeq and is a predicted model, not a curated record. Bases 87 to 452 code for a protein of 121 amino acids. Gene Ontology annotation, cellular component: signal recognition particle, endoplasmic reticulum targeting.
GCAGUUCCCCCAAUCCGCCCCAACCCUCUCGCAACGCCAGCGACCGGAAUUCUGCCGCACCAGCAGGAACUAAGUGAGAAGCUAGGAUGGACGUCGCCGGCGAGGCGAGGGUUACCAGCAGCAAGAAGUGGAGCGUCGUAUACCCUGUGUACAUCAACUCCAGGAAAUUAGGGCGCCGCGUCGCCGCCGACAAGGCCUGCCCCGACCCCACCUGCGGUGAGAUCGCCGAUUGCUGCUCGCACCUCAAGAUCCCUUGCCGGAUCGAGUCGGAUAAAUCGUACCCGAGGGAUUUCUUGCAAGUGGGGAGGGUGAGAGUGCAGCUCAAGAGGGAUGAUGGCUUCCCUGUCAACCCAGAGAUUGUUACAAGGAAAAACCUGUGGCUGACAACCGGCUUGCUCUACAAUCGGUUUUGCCUACCUUGCCAGCCAUGGGUCCCUAGUGCUAGACACUAAAUGCUGAUACCAGAU